Salvia hispanica is the source of this 1819-nucleotide messenger RNA. Lineage: Eukaryota; Viridiplantae; Streptophyta; Magnoliopsida; Lamiales; Lamiaceae. The record is from RefSeq and is a predicted model, not a curated record.
AUCACACACACACGCAGAGCGACAGAUAUACCAUCUCUUAGCGGCUAAUAUCCAUAGAUUUCAUUCACUCUGAAACAAGUAAACAUCAGCCAAAACAUUGUCCCGUUUACAUCUAUAACUCUAUGUACAUCUACGUUUUGUAUGUAAUUAUUGAUCAAUCUCUUGCCCACCGCCAUUUCCACAAUUCAAAGCUUCGGUUAGCACCAACUGUUGUUUCUUUUUUUCACCGCUUCACAAUUUUCAGGUGCGGGCAUAAAUUAUCCCCUCCGUGUCUGCGUGAAUAACGAGAUGCUAAAGGCAUAUGUUUGGCUUCAAACUUCUGUUCUAUCCAACAAGUAGAGCAAGAAGUUGCCAUGUAUUGCCCAUUUAUAUGUCAAGAAAUACAUGCUGGCAUGGGAUCUUCCAAGAAUUAUCCCAUCAUCUCUCUUCCUUCACGUGUCAAUCCUUCCAUGCUGAGCUUGAUACUUGAUUACUGCCGAUUCCAUCAAGUACUAGGACGUUCCAACAAGGAGAGGAAGUCAUUUGAUGAGAAGUUUGUUCGAAUGGAUACUAAAAGGCUUUGUGAACUGACAUCUGCUGUUGACAGCCUGCAGCUGAAGCCAUUGGUUGAUCUCACUAGUAGGGCUCUUGCACGGGUAAUUGAAGGAAAGACUCCACAAGAGAUCCGAGAGAUAUUUCAUCUCCCUGAUGAUCUUACAGAGGAGGAAAAGUUGGAACCUAUCAAAAACACCAUGGAUGAUCCUAGGAUUCGGCUUUUGAAUAGAUUGUAUGCUAGGAAGAGGAAAGAAUUAAAAGAAAGAGAGAGAUUGAAGAAUGUUGAGACUGAAGAGGAUCGCGGGGACGAGCGUUCAGUUGAUGACUUAUUAUCAUUUAUUAAUGGAGAUUCUAAGGGGACUAGAACUUCUAAGAGUAAAAAGAAGAGCCGUAAAAGGAAAGAUCUCAAGACUGCUUAUUCAAACUGCACAAGUACUUCAAACAAUACCUCUUCUUCAAAUCAUGAUGUAGAUGUGAACAAGAAGGAAACAAAUGAGCUUCACUCUGAGUCUGGUAAUCCUUCAUUACAUAACAAGCUUCUUAAUGAUGUUUGUAAUGCAACUAAGUUGCUCGACCUUGAAGAUGACGGAUUAGCAGCUGAAGAUGAGUUUGAUGGGAUUGAUCCUGCACUAAAAGAAAAACUUGAUAGUCUGACUGAUCAGGGAAGUAGAAGACUUCGCGAGAAGGUUAAAUUCAGAUUGGCCAGAAAUAAUGCAAGAAAUUCUUUCUCGAGGUCAGGAGAGAAGACCUUUACCGUUAACAGUCAAUGGGAAUGGUUCCUUGAGGAGAUAUACAAGCUCGGAUCAGCGCCACAAAUGAUACCCCGGAAACACCUAUGAACUUCAAACUGGACAAUUUGACCAGAGAAGUUAAUGGUUAGCACCCGACUGACAGGUUGGUUAUGGCAUGCAAGCUUCGACCAGAGCAUACAUAUCAGAAUGAGAUUGGCAUUCAAUUUCACUGGGAAUUUUUUGACAUUGUUAGAGAUUCAAUUUUGACACUUGACCUCCACAGCAAACAAUAAGGGAAAGAACACGCUUUCAAGAUGCCGAUACCAGCCAAUUUUGCUCCUCUCAUCGUCUUUUUUCUUCGUCUGUUCCCUUUCCUUUGCUUUCAAGUUGACGUAUUGACUGUUGGUUGUUAUAACUUUCUCACUUGUUGUACCAACCAAUUUGGAUUAGAGAUCUUAUUGCUGAAAGUCAACAGCCACGAGAGUUGAAGUGUUGUAAAUAUCAACAAGUUUGAUGCUUUCUUCUAUAUUUAAAGUUGAAUCCAGUUUGUAUUC